Molecule: messenger RNA, 8250 nt
Organism: Fibroporia radiculosa
Lineage: Eukaryota; Fungi; Basidiomycota; Agaricomycetes; Polyporales; Fibroporiaceae
Exons: 33
Coding region: 1-8250 (2749 amino acids)
Biological process (GO): fatty acid biosynthetic process
Molecular function (GO): 3-oxoacyl-[acyl-carrier-protein] synthase activity; fatty acid synthase activity; oxidoreductase activity
Source: RefSeq, a predicted model, not a curated record
AUGAUACACAAACAGCCUCUAGAUGGUGUUCCUCGCGAUGCCCCCAGCUACACAAAUCCGGACCCGAGCGCCGUAGCUAUCGUCGGCAUGUCCAUUAGUGCACCAGGCGGUGUUGACCAUGGUCUCGAUAUCGAGCAAUUUUAUGCCUUCCUCCAGAACCGAGGAUCCGCCAUCAUUACCGUUCCUAGUGACCGAUGGAACGCAGAUGCCUUUCAUGGCACUGGGCCAGGAAAGAUCUCUACCACCAAGGGAGGAUUCAUUCCUAAUAUCAGUUAUGCCGAUCUUCAAGAGUUUGGUAUUACUCCUGUGGAAAGUCAACAAAUAGCUACCUCCCAAAUGGCUUUGCUCCAUCAAUCAUUCACGGCGUUGCAGCGCAGUGGAAUCGAUUAUCGUGCUACAAACACUGGAGUUUACGUUGGCUGCACAUCUAGUGAAGGAACCGUGUUCGAAAUGGACGUGGCACAGGCGGGACCGUAUUACAUGACUGGAACGACCAACUCGAUCGCUGCAAACAGAUUGAAUUACGUCUUUGACCUGCUCGGUCCUUCCAUGCCCAUAGAUACUGCGUGCUCGUCCGCGUUGACAGCGAUGCAUGUCGCCGUCCAAGCCGUCCGCAACGGUGAAUGCGACCAGGCCGUAGUAGCCGGUGUCAAUGUCGUUCGGAGCGCACUCGAAUACGUGGCGUUCAGUCAGUUGGGUGUGCUCAGUCCUGAUGGCAUUUCCAAGUCCUUUGAUGAAGAUGGUAAUGGGUAUGCUCGUGCUGAUGUCGCUAGCGCAGUUGUUAUUAAGCGCCACGAUCUUGCCGUCAAAGAUCGUAACCGCAUUCACGCGACACUUGUCGGCACGGCCCUGACAUCAUGCGGCUCCAUCAUGGGUUCCCUCACAACCCCGAGUCCCGAGGCGCAGGCUUUGGCGAUUCGGCGUGCGUAUCGAGAUGCUGGCCUUGAACCUUAUCAAGCAGAUUUCGUCGAGCUCCAUGGCACAGGCACGCUUGUCGGUGAUUCGACAGAAGCGAAUAAUGCCGGCGCCGUCUUUGCCGCAGGGAGGGAUGCCAGAGAGAUCCUCAUCGGGUCGGUGAAGAGUAAUGUUGGCCAUGGUGAGCUGGGCGCGUAUAUGACGUCAUUGGUGAAGGUCGCCAUGAUGUUGGAAAAGAAGCAAGUCCUCCCUAAUGGCUACUUCAAGACGCCAUCGUCCCGAAUUGAUUUCGAGAAGUUCAAGCUGCGUGUUCCCGUGUCUGUUGAGGAUUUUGUACCUGGAAAUACCCAACUUGGUCGGAUUGCGUCUAUAUCUAGUUAUGGAUUUGGAGGUGCUGGUGGUCAUACUGUUCUACGUGAACACGAACCAAGGCCUACUUUACCUGAUCACAUUACCUUGCAAGAACCACUGUAUCUCUUUGCGGUUGGCGCCUUGUCGCUGAAGGGAUGCGUUACCCUUGGCGAAAAAUACAAGGAAGAGUGCGCUGAAAUCGACCCUCUCGCCUUGUGCGAGCACUUGGGGAACCGUGCACGUCAGCUCCCGUGGAGAUCGUUCGCGAUCGCCGAAUCCAUCGAAGCAGCAACAUUUCCCGAACCGGUCCUCGUACCUAAACGUCCCCAUCCUGUCGUGUUUUGUUUUUCAGGCCAGGGUCCUCAACACUGGAAGCAAGGCCGGGAGCUCUAUAGUACUUUCAAGGUGUUCCGGGACAGUAUUGAUGAGUGCGAUAAAGUGCAUGCUGGGUACACAGGAGAGUCUUUCAUCGAGACGACAGGCUUGUUCAAGACAGAUGCUCCCAAGGACUCUGGACUGGCCAGGAGCUUGAUAUGGCCUUCUGAUAUCACUUCCAUUUCUCUCACCUUCUUCCAGAUUGCGCUCUUUGAUCUCUUGAUCUCUCUGAAUCUCAAGCCAGAUGUGAUUGUGGGGCACUCAGUCGGAGAGACAGCAGUCUUAUAUGCAUCAGGCGCAGUCCCACGCAGCAUGGCCGUGAAAAUAGCGAUCGCUCGUGGAAAGGCUCUUGCCACGGUUGACAACACUGGCGGCGGUAUGGUGGCCGUUUCAGGAUGUGACGCAGAGAAAGUGCGCGAUCACGCGGAAACGGCAAUCACACUAGCUGGACUGGAUGUCGAUUCUGCGGGUAGGCCCCCACUAUUCCUCGCGUCAUUCAACAGCCCUACAGAUAUAGGUGUGUCUGGUCCCGAGAAACAUUUAGAAGCAUUCGCAAGUUUCAUCGAGAGGUGGGUGAGCGAUGUCGUUGCACGCAAACUUCGCAUCAAUACCGCUGUCCACUCUGCUUUUGUCGAUCCCUGCGAGUCGCAAUACCGCCGAGACCUAGCUGCUAUCUUCGCAGAGUAUCCAGGUCCUCACAUCCCCAAGAUUCGGACGAUGUCCACGGUCACAGCUGAGUUCAAAACAGAUUCGUAUACACCCGAUUAUUUGUGGAGCAACCUCCGCCAGCCUGUGCUCUUCUCUUCGGCAAUCCCCAAAAUAAUUGAGAGUCUUGGGGAAUCAACCACAUUCGUUGAAGUAUCUCCCCAUCCAGUCCUCUCCCAGUACCUUAAGCAAAUGGGCGCCUUUGAUGCCCUCGCCUGCAGCAAACGUCCGCCAUCUGCUCGUCAUAUAAAACCUGGAUUGAGCGCUUUGGUAGAAGUUCGCACAUUAUUGGAAGUUUUGGGACGUUUGCUGUUAUUCGGCGUCAAUAAGAUCAACUUCUCGGAGCUCACUGGGUGUCCCGAAACAAAUAUUGAGGGCCCCUCAUAUCCGUUCCAGCCCAAGUUAUGGCGCAUGGGCAUGGAUGAACCAUCGUACAUUCGUAAGCUAUUACCCGCGGAACGGCCUUUGAAUUCGAUCCGACUACGCGUCAGCCCCAUUAUACCUGAGCCAUGGAUGGGCGACCAUGUCAUUGAUCAUACCAAUCUCAUUCCCGCGGCCGCCUACCUCGAGAUGGGCAUGGAGUUCCCCGGUGUUACUCAACUGUACGAUUGCCGUUUUGAGGCCAUGUAUGUCCUGGACGAGUCAGGACCACCUGGAACAUUGGAAGUUUCCCGGCAGGGGAACUCCUGGUGGGUGAAAUCAUCAUCUCAAAUUGGCAACCCACAAGGAGACAAUGAGUGGACGAGAACUGGUCCUUCUUUCGACACUGUCCACUCUUAUGGCAAGUUGGGUUACGGUCGUCCCGAAUUGGAAUCAAAUGCGAUCACACACGUCAAUCUUGAGGAGGUGCUGUCUCGUUGCCCUUACACAUUCGAUAGCGACGAUAUCCGCAAUCAAAUGAUUGGUCUAUCACAAUUUGGUCCUGAGUUCACGCGAAUCCUGAAAGCGUCGUGCAAUGAAAGGGAGGUUUUGACAUAUAUUAAGGGCCAUGUGGAUGGUCUGAAUCGCACAGACUAUGCCAUCCAUCCCGCUCUUUUAGAUGCCACCUUCCAGUCGAUUUUCGCAUGGAAUCUGAUUGGUGAUAAGCUACGUCUUGGCAGCAAGAAUGGCACACUACAGCUGCCACACUCUGUUCGCCGCAUAUUCCGCAAUGAUGGCAGUACCGCUCCGCUGGUCCUGCCGGAAGAGUUUGUAGCUUAUUCUAUUCUGCAAGAGUGGUCGCCCCGCCACUGGGUAGUGAACAUUUAUAUCUUAGGUGAAGAUCAGUCGGUAGUGUUUACCGUGGAAGGGCUUCGUUUUGCGUUGGUCCAGCGUGACGACCAGUGGCCAAGCGAGCACUUCAAGAUGUAUUGGCAACCUCGGGACUUGCCGCGGUCGCACCUGGAAGGCUCAGUUGUUCUUCCUGGUCUGCCACCGCAUUCCGAUGCUUCAGAGUUAUUGCACGUUCUGGAUCAACUUGCCAUGCAGUUUACCAAGAAGACAAUAGGCGCUCUACCUCACGACUUCGCACCAACUUCGCCUGACCGCAAGCGCUACUUGGCUUGGGCAAAUGCGCUGGCUACUAGGUUUGACGGGAACAACACUGAUGUGCCGGUAGUCCCUGUUCAUCUUCAAGAAAAGUAUAAAUCAUUGUUCGAGCUCACUCGGAGGGUUGGUACCGGGCAAAAAGACAUCAUAGCUUCGUCAACUGCCGCCGUUGAGCUGCUUUUCAGUGACGACGUCAUGAGCAAGAUCUACGAACAUCCACCUUUCAUUGGCUCCAUAUUCGAUGAGACCACGUCGCGCUUCGUUGACCUCGUCACCGACGCACUGAAUGCUGGAAAGCAGGUUGUCCGAGUCCUUGAGGUUGGGGCAGGAACCGGGAGGUUAACUGCACUGCUCGGGCGGGCUCUCUUGGAAGCUGCCCUGCCUGAAGGCUGCUACGUUGACUAUGUCUGCACUGAUGUCAGUAUUUCGCUCGCACACGAGGCCACAGCGAAGUCCCCUUGGCCGACGGUAGCCGCCAAAGCCUUUGAUCUGAACGUCGGUGUCAGCGAACAAGGUUUAGACCCCUGCAGUUUCGAUAUUGUGGUCGCCUUUGAUGUUCUGCAUGCUACUCCUGACGUUCACGGGACUUUGACGAAGCUUCAACACCUUCUCUGUCCUGGCGGUCACAUUGCUAUCUUAGAGUUGGAUGGUGGUUGUUUCGCUUCCAAUGAAACAGGCACAGUUUGGAUGGAUUUCAUCUUUGGGUCGUUCCAGGAGUGGUUUGGUGUUGUGGACCACCGCGUUGGAUCUGCUCACUGCACAUUGACUCCGUCCCAGUGGAAAGAUGCCCUAGAGAAGGCUGGAUUUUCAGAUACUGUUCUUUUCACUUCGGACGGUGGUGCGGUGUCCCAUAUGGCCUUCAUCAGCCAACACACGCGCUCGCUUUCAUCCAGCAUCUCAUCGUCGGCGACGCCCAGUCUUUAUUCCAGCAAGCGUAGCUCUCCCCUUUCUACCCCUCCAUCGUUACUCGCUCAAUCGCGGGAAAACGACCAAGCAGCCGUAGCCCUACCUCCCUACUCAAGCGAGGAUUUAGCUAUUUCUAUUGAACAAUUACAAAAUGAUGAAAAAGCAAGCAAUAAUGGGAAGCUCUUCAAUUGGAGUGCGACUGAGGAAUCAGAAUCCAUCUUGGUGCAUACUGGCAGCACUCGCGUAGUACUCCGACACUUCGCCGCUGGAGGGGAAGUCGCACUUGUCGAAUUCAUUUCAUCGCUAAAUUCGACAGAUCCACACCUCUUCUGGCUUUACACCACUACGUCCCCGAGCGAUGCAGCCGCAGUUGGACUAGUGAGAACUCUCCGUCAGGAAUACCCAGCCUGGAAGAUUCAUCUUGUCCUUUUCCCGGAAUCAUGGACUGUGGCAAUGCAAGAGACUUAUGUACAUGCACAGCUCCUACCAUUACCGUGGGUGGAUUCCGAAGUGAUGGUCGAUCAGGACGGGAAGAUGCAUGUGCCACGCCUAGUAAAGGCUUCCCCUGCCUCUCGUCAGGAACUCCGAAGAUCUAAUCCGGUCCAAUUCCGAGGUUCCGAUAUUUGGCGAGCGUAUCCAGCGGAGCUUGGACCGAAUGAUGCUGAAGUAUCUGUUCACUACAUUGGAUUGUCUCCGGCUAUGUCUGGAUGGACCGAGUUUGCUGGAGUGGUAACAGCCGUUGGCUCUAGUGUGCUUGAAGCCGACAUCAUUGGGCGCAGGGUAUACGGUGUUACUUCAUCUGACCCUGGGAGUACUAUUGUCUGCGACCGCUCCAAGCUUGCAUUCGUUCCUCAAGACAUGGAAACAGCACUGGCCGCUGCUUUGGUUGGAAAGCUUAUGUUUUUAUCGCUGGUCGUGGUUGAUACUGUCGGCAUAUCUUCGAAGAACGCCAAAAUCCUCCUUCACGCUGGCCACUGUUCACCGGCCGCGCUUGCGACGUACGCCUACUUGAAUACCAACUCCUUCGACGUUGUUGUCACUAUCAGUGAUGCGUCAUCGUCUACCCACGCCUUCACGCAGUCCCCCUUUUCAUCCUCCAAGUAUUAUACUUGGUCAUCUCACGUCCGCACCUGGGCUCCACAAGGCAUAGACAUCGUAUUCAAUUUUGACGAGGAUAUCGAUGUGGCGAAGCAGACGCUUUCCAUGCUUUCUCCUCGGGGCAGAUUUGUUCAAAUCGGAGGAGAGCUACCCAGCUCUCUCCCCCCGGGCCGUUGUUACGUCUCGAUCGAAGGGCAUGUCGUUCUAGAAGCUAGUAAUGACCUCGAUCGCAAAGACGGAGUCUUUGCGGCCGCUCUUCUUGCUGCCCUGACCCCAACCAUGGAUAUUUACAGCCUGCCACAACUCAUGGCUGCCGGUGCCGAAGCGCGCAAUCCAACAUCAGACCGUGUCGCUGUGGUCGACCUGCAGGCGAUUUCCCCGGACCUUCCCGUGUUGAAAGGCGGAAUGUUGAAAGGGACAGCUGUUUUUAAUCCUCGAGCAUCCUAUGUGAUUUUGGGUGGUAUUGGUGGACUGGGUGUCAACAUUGCUCGGUGUUUGGUGGAAAAUGGUGCCAGACACUUGAUUUUGACUUCGAGAUCUGGAGAGAAGGGAAUAGAAAAUACGCAACUAGUACGCGAGAGAAAGAUGGUCAAUUAUCUUCGACGAAUGCCUGGAGUAACAGUUGAUCUCCGUGCAGUAGACGUUCUUGACGCUGAGAAGACCAAGAACCUGUUUAUGAACCUGGAGCAUCCGGUCGCCGGGGUUUUCUAUUUGGCUGUCAGGCUCAACGAUCAGAUCUUCUCAAAUUUGAAGACGGAGAAAGAUUGGAAAACUGGCAAGUUGGCUACCAUCAAGGGAGUCGAAAUUCUCCUGCAAGCGGUCAAUCCGCAGUCACUGGACUUCCUUGUUCUCACGAGUUCCAUGGCUACUGUGUGCGGCUCGCCAGGCCAGGCAAACUAUUCGGCUGCCCAGACCUACAUGGAGACCAUGGCAGCAGCACUUCCCAAUACCGUUGCCAUCACAGUGCCCCCUAUCACCGAUGGAGGUGUAUUCGUCCGAAGUCUGCCUCCGGGUGACACACGUAAUGCAGCCCUGGACAAAUACAAAUCCCUUGGAAUGACUGGUUACCUUGUUGCUCAACACUGCGUGAAUGCUAUCUGGACGCUUAACUCCGAUGCCUAUAGUGCUGUCUAUAUUCCUCCUACUGACUGGAGUGAAAUCAUGCAGCUUGGCAUACCUGAAUACCACUUGUCGUCUCUUCGGCACUUGUUGAUUAAGCAAAAUGUUCAAACUGCCACAGCGGCCGAGGAGUGGUCCAUCCGAGCGGCGUGCGCAUCGGUGCUGGCCCUUAAUGUCAACGAGGUUGCGGACAACGUCCCACUUUCAAGUUAUGGUCUUGACUCGCUGACCUCAGUUCGAUUGAGUGGGAUUCUCAAGACCGACUUCAAUGUUUCCGUGACUCAGCUCCAGCUUCUCGGAAACAGUAUGACUGUCCAACGACUGAUGGCUUUACAAGAGGAGCUGAAAGUCGACUCGUCUUCAGCAGUUGUAGGAACCGCCAACAAGGACUCGCUCGACGUGCAGGGAGCCGAAGGUGUCCACCAUGCUGACAUGGACAAAACGAUUGUUCGACUGAACAACAUCACCGACGGGCAGCCUUUGUUCAUCGUACACGGUGCUGGCGGCGGCGUCCUCGUCAUGUUGAAGACCACAGAAAUGAUGUCUCAUCCUGUUUACGGUAUCCAAGACACUCCGGAUGCCCCCAUUACGGGAUCCCUCGACAGACUUUGCAAGUUCUACUUAGAGAAGAUUCGAGAGAAGCAACCCAAAGGCCCCUAUCGCCUCGGGGGUUUCUCAUUUGGCACUUACGUGGCUCUUGUCAUCGCACAGCUGCUGCAGGAAGAAGGGGAGACCGUCGAGCUACUCAUUAUGAUCGAUGGGGCGCCAGCGAUUUUCCAAAACUUUGGCAACAAGAUCAACAUGAGCAAUAUGCGAGAUGAAAUCAUGGUCCUUAUCCGUGAUCUUGCCACUAGCGGGGCGCUGGAAAAUGGCGAGGAACUUACCGACAUGUUCGAGGAUCACUUCAAGCAAGUCUCGCAAGGCAGUUCUAGUAGGAAAUUUGUGUCUCAAUUCGGUCGUGCAUACGUCGCACACAUGCUCAUGGCAGCCCGUGCUUGUAUAACAACGAUACGCCAGGAGCAAGCCGGGGAGAUUGUGAACCCCGUAUGGCCUGCUGCGAGAACGGUCGUUAUCGCUGCGGAGGAUGGCAUUCGUCGUCAAUCCGUGUCGGAAGGUCUUUCUCCUGCUUUCGACGUAGACUUGCGCGCCCCAGAUGCAGAGUUAUACACACUGCCGGGAACGCACUUCGGUAUUCUCCACCCCCAGUCUGGGCUUCCUCAGCUACUCGAACAAAUAUUGGUGUCCUCGUGUUGA